This is a messenger RNA of Trifolium pratense (red clover), 2359 nucleotides long. RefSeq names its product nucleolin 1. Gene Ontology annotation, molecular function: RNA binding. Bases 244 to 2082 code for a protein of 612 amino acids. The record is from RefSeq and is a predicted model, not a curated record. The transcript has 18 exons. NCBI's taxonomy places the organism in Eukaryota, Viridiplantae, Streptophyta, Magnoliopsida, Fabales, Fabaceae.
GGUGAGAGAAAAAUAUCUUGUCACCGGCAAAAAAAACCUAAUAGCCAAACCUCAUUAGCACGUGCUGUUUGUGUGCCGAAAGCCCAAACCCUAAACCCAUAGUGCUACUGUCGUUCGUGUAUAUAAACACUUCAGCCUCUCUCAAAAUUAAAUCCUCUCUCUCUGCUAUUUCCAAAACCCUAAUUCUCUCAGCCGCAGGGUUUUGAAUAGCUUCUCCAAUUUCUACCUUCUCUUCCCUUUCCAAUGGCCAAGUCAAGCAAGAAAUCCGCUACCAAAGUUGAAGAUGCUCCCGUUGUUGUUUCUCCAGCCAAGUCUGGAAAGAAAGGCAAGAGGCAGGCUGAGGAAGAAGCUAAGGCAGUGAGUGCAAAGAAGCAAAAGCUAGAAGAGGUUAAGCAAAAGAAGGAGGCUGAGUUGAAGAAGGUUAAGGAAGAAAGUAGUUCAGAUGAAUCCUCUGAUGAGUCUGAGGACGAGAAACCGGUCGCUCCCGCAAAAAAGACCCCAGCCAAAAAUGGGGAUGUGAAGAAAGCCCCCAAGCCAGUUUCUAGUUCCAGCUCAGAGGAGUCUGAAGACUCUUCUGAUGAGGAAGCUAGUGUAAAGAAGCCAACUAAAGUAGAGGCUGCUAAGGUUACUAAGGUGGUGCCAAAGGAGGAAAGUUCUGACGAUUCAGAGUCAGAUGAUGAUUCAUCUGAAGAUGAGAAACCUGCAGUAAAAGCUGUUGCUUCUAAAAAUGUGAGUGCCCCAGCAAAGAAAGAAGCUAGUUCUUCUGAUGAUUCUUCCGAUGAAGACUCUGAUGAAGAUGAAGCUCCAAAACCAAAGGCUGCCCCUGCUGCAGCCAAGAACGGAUCUGUUCCUGCAAAGAAGCCUGCUGAAAGCUCUGACUCUGACAGCUCAGAGUCUGAUUCUGAUGAUGACAAGAACAAGAAAAAACCUGCAACUACUGUUCCCAAAACUGAAAGCUCAGAUGAUGAUUCAAGUGAGGACAGCUCUGAUGAAGAGGAUACAAAGCCUACAAAGCCUGCUGCAACUCCUAAGGCUGCUGCAGCUGCGAAGGAAGAUAGCUCUUCUGAUGAAGAUAGCAGCUCUGACGAAGACACUGAAACCGGAAAAUCUAAUGGAAACAAGAAAACUGUGGCUGCUGUGAAGACACAGGAUAAAAUGGAAGUUGAUGAUGACAGUGAUAGUUCUGACGACAGUGAGGAGGAGAGUGACGAAGAACCCGCCAAAACUCCCCAGAAAAAGGUUGUCAAAGAUGUGGAGAUGGUUGAUGCUAACAAAUCUGCAAAAAAAGCUCCUGCUACCCCAGCUACACCCAAUCAGAGUGGCGGUUCAAAGACAUUGUUUUGUGGAAACUUGUCAUUUAGUGUGCAGCGAGCUGAUAUAGAAAAUUUCUUCGGUGAAGACGUUGUUGAUGUCCGUCUUGCUAAUGAUGAGGAUGGAAGGUUUAAAGGAUUUGGACAUGUUGAGUUUGCAACUGCAGAGGCAGCCCAAAGUGCACUUGAGUUGAAUGGGCAAGAAUUGUUGCAACGUGCCAUCCGACUUGAUUUAGCUCGGGAGAGGGGGGCUUAUACUCCUAAUGCUAACAGCAACUACUCAGCUCAAAGUGGUGGAAGAUCUCAAACAAUAUUUGUCAAAGGUUUUGAUAGUAAUCUAGGGGAGGAUGAGAUAAGAUCAAAAUUGGAAGAACAUUUUGGUUCCUGUGGGGAAGUUACAAGGGUGUCAAUCCCCAAAGAUUUUGACUCUGGUUAUGUCAAGGGGUUUGCAUACAUGGACUUCAAAGAUUCUGACAGCAUGAGCAAAGCUCUAGAACUCAGUGGGAGUGAACUUGGAGGUUAUGCUUUGACAGUGGAUGAAGCCAAACCUAGAGAUAGUCAAGGUUCUGGGAGUAGAGGAGGUCCUGCUGGAAGGCGUGGUCGCUUUAGUAGUGGAAGGGGGGAUAGUGGAAGAGGUCGAUUUGGUAGCGGAAGGGGGGAUAGCGGAAGAGGUCGAUUUGGUGGAAGGGAUAGUGGCCGUAGAGGUCGAGGAAUAGGUCGUACUGGAUUCAACAAACCAGAAGGAACGAAGAAAACUUUUGCUGAUGACUAGAGUGGUGGUAUUUUUUGCUGAUGUUGAAACUUAUCUUCAGUCUUGGGGAUACUGAAAACUUAUAUCUUUAUGCAUCUUAUUAUUUUUAUUUCUAGUAGUUUUUCUUGCUCAGUUUUGUUUUGGUAAUUUGUAGUAUGAAUUGGAAAAGAUGGUUAUGUAUCGGAAAUUUUUGUGAUUGAUAGUCUCAGUCUUAUGGAUUUUGGAAUUUCUGCGGCUAUUUGAAUUUGCAGCAGAUGUUUGUUUAAUUACAUGAAUUAAUCUUAUAAAUUUAUCAUUA